Messenger RNA from Durio zibethinus, 3058 nucleotides. Its product is annotated as cell division cycle protein 48 homolog. Gene Ontology annotation, molecular function: ATP hydrolysis activity; polyubiquitin modification-dependent protein binding; ATP binding. The record is from RefSeq and is a predicted model, not a curated record. Gene Ontology annotation, biological process: mitotic spindle disassembly; retrograde protein transport, ER to cytosol; autophagosome maturation. Lineage: Eukaryota; Viridiplantae; Streptophyta; Magnoliopsida; Malvales; Malvaceae. Gene Ontology annotation, cellular component: nucleus; cytosol; VCP-NPL4-UFD1 AAA ATPase complex.
CUUACAAAAUUUAGAAUGAAACAACCCAAAAAUAAAGAAAACUCAAACAAACAAUUCACAAUUUUCAAACCAUCGAUACCUUGAGAUUACUUUUUAUCCAAAGCUAUAUAGAUUUAAUUUAAUUUAUCUAGCGUUUUUCUUUAAACUUUCUUUAAUUCUGAUAUCCCGAAAAAAAAAAAAAUUAUGACUCCAAUGUCAAAUGAAACUUGGGAAUCCGAAAUUAAACAUAUAUAUAUAUAUAUAUAUUAUUGUCAAGAUAAAGAAAAUAAAAGACGAUAAAUAUCGGUCGAAGCGUUUUCCCAACGCUCACUUUUAACUACGCUUUGCUCUCUCCUUUUCUCUGUUGCUCUUUCAGAUCUCGAUGAAAGAUGAGUAACCGUGCUGAGUCGUCCGACCUGAAAUCGGAGAGGAAAGACUACUCGACGGCGAUUUUGGAAAGGAAAAAGUCGCCGAAUCGGUUGGUCGUUGAUGAGGCUGUCAACGAUGACAACUCCGUUGUUGGUUUGCACCCCGACACCAUGGAGAAGUUGCAGCUCUUCCGUGGAGACACUAUUCUCAUCAAGGGAAAGAAGCGAAAGGAUACAAUCUGCAUUGCUCUUGCUGAUGAGACAUGCGAGGUGCCUAAGAUUAGAAUGAACAAAGUUGUUCGGUCGAACCUGAGGGUUCGACUUGGAGAUGUUGUGUCUGUGCACCAAUGUCUUGAUGUGAAGUAUGGGAAACGUGUUCACAUUCUUCCCAUUGACGAUACCAUCGAAGGUGUUACUGGGAGUCUGUUUGAUGCUUACUUGAAGCCUUAUUUCUUGGAGGCUUAUCGCCCUGUGAGGAAAGGAGAUCUAUUCCUUGUUCGAGGAGGGAUGAGGAGUGUGGAGUUCAAGGUCAUUGAGACUGACCCAGCAGAGUAUUGUGUAGUUGCCCCAGACACUGAAAUUUUCUGUGAGGGGGAACCUGUUAGAAGGGAAGAUGAGGAUAGGUUGGAUGAAGUUGGUUAUGAUGAUGUAGGUGGUGUUAGAAAGCAGAUGGCUCAGAUUCGUGAGUUGGUGGAAUUGCCCCUAAGGCAUCCUCAACUUUUUAAAUCAAUAGGUGUUAAACCACCCAAAGGGAUUUUGCUUUACGGACCACCAGGUUCUGGUAAGACAUUAAUAGCCAGAGCUGUUGCUAAUGAAACCGGAGCUUUCUUCUUCUGUAUUAAUGGACCAGAGAUUAUGUCCAAAUUGGCUGGAGAGAGUGAAAGCAACCUUAGGAAGGCUUUUGAAGAAGCUGAGAAGAAUGCUCCAUCUAUCAUCUUUAUUGAUGAGAUUGAUUCAAUUGCUCCUAAGCGUGAGAAGACACAUGGUGAGGUUGAGAGACGGAUUGUUUCACAGCUUUUGGCUCUCAUGGAUGGUCUGAAAUCAAGGGCUCAUGUGAUUGUUAUUGGGGCUACUAAUCGUCCAAACAGCAUUGAUCCUGCUUUGAGGAGAUUUGGCAGGUUUGAUAGGGAGAUAGACAUUGGUGUUCCGGAUGAAGUUGGUCGUCUUGAAGUCCUUCGCAUCCAUACCAAGAACAUGAAGCUUUCGGAUGAUGUUGAUCUAGAAAGGAUUGCAAAAGACACUCAUGGGUAUGUUGGUGCUGAUCUUGCUGCUUUAUGCACUGAAGCUGCACUGCAGUGCAUCAGAGAGAAGAUGGAUGUCAUUGACUUGGAGGAUGAUUCUAUUGAUGCUGAGAUACUUAAUUCAAUGGCAGUUACAAAUGAACACUUCCAAACUGCCCUUGGAACUAGCAAUCCCUCUGCUCUGCGUGAAACAGUGGUUGAAGUGCCUAAUGUCAGCUGGGAGGAUAUUGGAGGCCUGGAGAAUGUUAAGCGAGAACUUCAGGAGACUGUGCAAUAUCCUGUGGAGCACCCAGAGAAGUUUGAGAAAUUUGGCAUGUCGCCUUCAAAAGGGGUCCUUUUCUAUGGUCCUCCUGGCUGUGGUAAAACUCUUCUUGCUAAGGCUAUUGCAAAUGAAUGCCAAGCAAACUUCAUCAGUGUUAAAGGUCCUGAACUGCUCACCAUGUGGUUUGGUGAGAGUGAAGCCAAUGUUAGAGAAAUAUUUGACAAGGCUCGACAGUCUGCACCUUGUGUCCUUUUCUUUGAUGAGCUCGAUUCCAUUGCUACACAGAGAGGAAGCAGUGUUGGGGAUGCAGGUGGUGCUGCUGAUAGGGUUCUAAACCAACUUCUAACUGAAAUGGAUGGCAUGUCAGCUAAAAAGACUGUUUUUAUCAUUGGGGCCACCAACAGACCUGACAUUAUUGACCCAGCACUUUUACGGCCUGGACGGCUUGAUCAGUUAAUUUAUAUUCCUCUUCCAGAUGAGGAGUCACGUCAUCAGAUCUUCAAGGCCUGUUUGAGAAAAUCACCGGUCUCUAAAGAUGCUGAUUUGAGGUCACUGGCUAGGUAUACCCAGGGGUUUAGCGGGGCUGAUAUUACUGAGAUUUGCCAGCGAGCAUGCAAGUAUGCCAUCAGAGAGAAUAUUGAAAAGGACAUUGAGAGGGAAAGAAGAAGAACAGAGAAUUCUGAAGCAAUGGAUGAGGAUGUGGAGGAAGAAGUCGCAGAGAUUAAGGCUGCGCAUUUUGAGGAGUCCAUGAAGUUUGCACGAAGGAGUGUUAGUGAUGCUGACAUUCGCAAAUACCAGGCAUUUGCUCAGACCUUGCAGCAGUCUAGGGGUUUCGGAUCUGAGUUUAGGUUUUCAGAGACUAGAACCACUGCCACUGGAUCUGAUCCAUUUUCAACUUCCGCUGCUGCUAGGGAUGACGAAGAUGAUCUGUAUAGUUAGGUUAAUAUAUCUAGGUUUAGCAAAGCCCUUUUUUUUUUUUGGAUAAGUUGUGCUUUAUUUAUCCAAAGCAAAGUUCUACUACAAAGUAACUAUCCAACUGUCUGUACAAUUAAUUAGUAGCAUACUUUAGUAUAGCCACAUUUAAGUUCCAAAGCAUUGUAACUUUUAGACUCUAUCUGUAGCAAUAUGGCUUAGCUCUUAUAACCAUAUUCGAACAAUCAUCUUUAAUUUGAUUUUGCAGUUGUGUGUUGUCUUUUCUUUUUGCUUCA